This is a messenger RNA of Rotaria sp. Silwood2, 2277 nucleotides long. The record is from the annotation of a GenBank genome assembly. NCBI's taxonomy places the organism in Eukaryota, Metazoa, Rotifera, Eurotatoria, Philodinida, Philodinidae.
AUGAGUUCCAAUCAACAACAAUUACUUUCUUGUCUUCAUACAGGUUUAACUGUUGAUAUACAACGAUCGAAUGGUCGUAUACAUCAAGCUGUUAUAACACAAAUAAAUCAUGAAACAAAAAGUGUUACUGUUGAAUGGCAAGAAAAAAAUGAAGGCAAAGGUAAAGAAGUUGAUUUAGAUGCAAUUGUACAACUUAAUCAAAAUCUUUUUACAUCCGUUACGAAUUCUUCAUCAUCUCAUAAUAAUAAUAAUAAUAAUAAUAACGGUGCUGUUGAACAUGAUACAAAUAAUAAUGGUGAUCAUUAUACAAAUGGUGGUACUGUUACACAACCAAAUCGUCGUACAAAACAACAAAAUAAUGAUAUUGAAAAUGUACGUAAACAACCACAAAUUCCUGCUGCAGCUGUUGCUGCUACUCGUCCUGCAGUUAUAUCAAAUUCAGCUGUACAAGUUAAUAAUGAUGUAUCACCACAAAAACAACAAAUACCAUCUGUACAACAACCACCAAUUGAUUCAAAUAAGUCAAAGGUUGUUAAAGAAAUUGAACGUAUAGCUGCUAAUCGUGAACAACGACGUGCUAGACAAGAUGAACGUCGACAAAAAUUAUCAGAAGUUGAUCAAUCAAUACCAGCAUGGGAAUUUCAAGCUAUGGUUAGUGAAUAUAGACAACAACUUGAAUCAAAAUUAUUAACAAUGAAUGAUGCACAAAAGGAUUUAAAAAUAUGUGUUUGUGUACGUAAAAGACCAAUAACAAAAAAAGAAUUAAAUAAAAAAGAUAUUGAUGUAUUAACAAUACCAAAUAAAGAAGUUGUUAUUGUUCAUUUACCUAAAGUUAAAGUUGACUUAACGAAAUAUAUUGAUAAUCAAAAAUUUCGUUUUGAUUAUGGUUUUCAUGAAACAUGUAAUAAUGAACUUGUUUAUCAUUUUACUGCUCAACCAUUAGUACAAUCAUUAUUUCAAGGAAAUAAUCCUAUGGUAUUUGCAUAUGGACAAACUGGUUCUGGUAAAACAUAUACAAUGGGUGGUGAUUUAAGUCAACGUGAUGUUGAUUUUUCCAAAGGAAUCUAUGCAUUAACAGCUAAUGAUAUAUUUCGUCAUUUAAAUAAACCUCCUAAUAAAGGUCAAUUUGAUGUUUAUUGUACAUUUUUUGAAAUCUACUGUACUAAAGUAUUUGAUUUAUUUAAUGAAAAAAAACGUUUACGUGUAUUAGAAGAUCAUAAAAAUUUAGUACAAGUUGUUGGUAAAAAAGAAGAACAAGUGGAAACUGUUGAAGAUGUUAUGACAUUAAUACGACGUGGUAUGAGUGUACGUACAUCAGGUACAACAUCGGCUAAUGAAAAUUCAUCUCGUUCACAUGCUAUUUUUCAAAUAACAUUAAAGAAAAAAAAUAUUACAAAAGAAUAUGGAAAAAUUUCAUUAAUUGAUUUAGCUGGUAGUGAACGUGGUAAAGAUACACAAACAAAUGAUAAAACAACAUUAAUGGAAGGUGCACAAAUUAAUAAAUCUUUAUUAACAUUAAAAGAAUGUAUACGUUCAUUAGGACGUAAUGCUGAACAUAUACCAUUUCGUGGUUCAACAUUAACAAAAGUUUUACGUGAUUCAUUUAUAGGUGAAAAAUCUAAAGUAUGUAUGAUAGCUAUGGUAUCACCAGGUAAUAGUGAUGUUGAACAUACAUUAAAUACAUUACGUUAUGCUGAUCGUGUUAAAGAAUUAAAUGUUGAUGAACUUAAACAACGUGGUGGUGGUAAUCAUCCUGGACAAGCUAUUGGAACACAUGAUGAUAUGAUAUUAGGUCAACCACUUGAUGAAGAAGAUGAAAUGGAUGAUGAUGAAUAUGUUGAUGAUUUAGCUGGUAUAAGUAAUAAUAAUGUUAAUACAAAUCAAGCAAUGCCAACAUCACGUUAUGCUGGACAACAAUCAAAUAUACCAAAAAUUCAACAACCAACAAAUAUUAAACGAUCUUUAGGACAUAAACAAAAAUCUGAAGCAUCACGUAAAUUUGAAGAAGCUAUUGCACGUUCACAAGAAAUUGAAGAUGUAACAUUAGAAUCCCAUAAUGAAUUAAUUGAUGAUUUACCACAAAUUGUUGCUAAUCAUCAAAGUUUACUUGAUUUAUCAACAAAUAUGAGUUAUGAUCGUGAUGAAUAUGCUAAACAAUUAAUUCAUCUUAUUGAUACUCAACAACAAUAUUUAACUGAAUUACGUAAUAAAGCAUUACAAAUGCGAGAAGCUGUUGCUUAUGAAGAUUUAUGUGCUAAAGCUUUAUCAUCAAAAUGA